AUGGUGAGCACACGCUCUUCAGCUGCUGCAACCACCGCUGCAAACUCGAAGAGCAACCAAGGUGGCCCUUCGCAAUCGGUCCCGCGCCCGUCCACAGCCAAAGGAGGCUCCUCCAAAUUCCCAUACACCCUCCCCUACGUACAGCUAUGUCUGCGUACCCACCCGUACCUCUACCGCACGGGCGUGGGCGAGCAAGGCGUGCUCAUGGUGGAACCGUACAAAUCCGAGCUGCUACCGCACUGGAAGUUCAAGGACCCUGCCGCGGCGACCGCCUCCUCGCGCAACCUCCACCGCAUCUUUCUCUCGUACCUUUCUGAGGACGAUUUCGUCGGGGCCGACCUAGCGCGCAAGUUCAUCCAGAUGGGCUACACGCGCGCACGCCGGUAUGCCAACCACAAGGGCGGUAAAAAGUACGUCUACGAGCAUGACGGAGCAAACAAGGGCAAACGGAGAGAGAUUGCGCGGCUAGAAGUGCAAGACCAGGAUCCAGCCAAAGUCGAGGCGGCGCGGAUCUUCAAGCAGGUUUUAGAUGAGCAGGUGUGGACGAACGCUAGGUACACGAAGCUGAGAGAGGAUCAUAUAGAGUGGGCGAAAACAAGUCCGGUGCUGACAGAGGAGAGUCGAGAGGUGCAAGCGGCCAUACUCAAGGAUCCCAAGAAGCAAAGGGUGGUGAGGAAGUGCCCUGAUCGACAUACCGACCACAACAACAACGAGAAGAACAAGCAGGAAAGGAAAAUGGCAGACGCAACGAUUCCGACAGCAACGGCGAACGAUGCAGUCGACAAGACGACCAUUCCCGCCACAGCCUCAGCGUCCGAAGGUCACGAACUCAAGGAAAGCGCAUCAGAUGUAAAGCAAGAUGGACCAGAUAAUGCUGACGAAGAGGACGCAGCAGAAGCUCAAGACGAUGAUGACGAAGAUGAUGAAGAUGAAGACGAAGACGAAGACGAAGAUUCAUCCGGCGAAGACUCGGCCGCGGGUGGAGGAGACGUAGGCCUAUCGUAUCUGCUCGAAGAUCAUUCCGAUGAAGAAUCGGAAGAUGAAGACUUUCAUGAGUCGCAAGACGAAGACGACGAAGAUGACGAUCCAGAAAUCCAAGAAUCCGACGAAGAGGAUAGCACACCAGCCUCGUCAAGUGCCAAGCGCAAACGUGACCCCGCUGCUGGUCCAGGAAACGGCAUCAGCAAGCGAUCGAAAUGA
Sporisorium graminicola is the source of this 1200-nucleotide messenger RNA. RefSeq lists its product as uncharacterized. Lineage: Eukaryota; Fungi; Basidiomycota; Ustilaginomycetes; Ustilaginales; Ustilaginaceae. The transcript is spliced from 4 exons. The record is from RefSeq and is a predicted model, not a curated record. Bases 1 to 1200 code for a protein of 399 amino acids.